CGUAACAUUUGUGAAAGUCCAUGAAAGGUGAUUGUUUAAUAUCUAUCUUUACAUCAGCUGUGCAAAGUACUUCAAAAUAGACCUUUACGUAAUCUGUUGUAGAUGGUAGCAAUUUCUUGAGCAUUACAUCCACGCAAAAUAUAUCUCCUCAAUGGCCCAGAAAAAUGAGUGAUCAGCAUAAAUUGAUGUGGUUAUUUUAUAUCCUCAUUGUGUCAGUUGUGCUAGUUUCGUUGGAACUUGAAAUGGAGCUGUUCUCGUCACUAAGAAGUGUUUUCACGUCCGAAGAGGUGGAAACAGAUGAAAAGUAUGUUAUUAUGAUGGAUGCAGGCAGCAGUGGUACCCGGAUGCACAUCUAUUUAUUCCAUUCAAACACAAGUGGUCCACUGUCCCUAGAAGCAGAAUACAAAAUAAGAUCCCAGCCAGGACUUUCUGCUUACACGGAAGAACCCAAUGAGAUAACUCUUAUUUUAUCUGGCUUACUGGGAGUUGCCCAAAAGUACAUUCCGGCUGAUCAGUGGAGUGACACUCGCUUAGCCUUAAUUGCAACGGCUGGUCUGAGAACUAUAUCUGACGAUGAUGCAAAUAUUGUCUUGGAAACGGUACGUGAAGUGUUUGAAAAAUCUCCAUUCCUUUUUAAUAAUAAUGAUGCAUAUCUACUUACAGGAGCACAGGAAGGUCUUUAUGCAUGGUAUGGUUUGAAUUUCUUACUUGAUCAAUUAAAGGAUGCAGCUGACACGGCAGCAUUGAUAGAUUUAGGUGGACAAUCAAUACAAAUUGCAUUCGCUGAGGACAGUUAUGAUAUUCAAACGUUAAGAAUCGAUGACUUGCAAAAAUUACAAGAGAGGAGUAGGGUUUUAUAUACAAAAAGUUAUUUAGGAAAUGGCCUACAGAAUGCGAGACUCUCUCUUGCCCAAAUAACAACAGAUCCAAUUCUGUUUAUAAAUGCCAUAGAAUACAAUGGCAUCGUGACAUUUGGAAGUCCUUGCAUACAUCCGGAUACAGAAGAGUUUUGGGAAUACGAUUUUAAGAGAAAACUCGUUAAAAAUCAAAGUUAUGAAAAGUAUGGCUUUGAAAAUUGCUAUCUAAAGGCUGUAGCAUAUCUGGAUAACAUUAUUCACAAACCUCGCAAUCUCGGAAAACGAGAAAUAUAUGCCCUGUCAAGCCACAUAGAUCGAGGUUUUGAAUUAGGUCUUAUUGAUUUUCAAGGUGGAAACUGUACAGUCGGGGAGUUUGUGGAUACUUGCAAAUUUUUUUGUAACAAUUUGAUGCCUGCAACAACAUUUACUUGCCUCGAUUGCAGUUAUAUUUCAGCAUUUUGGCAACAUGGCUUAGGCCUUCGUAGAGAAAAGGAAAUCCAAGAAUUUAACUAUCAAAUGCAGCAUAUUCAAGGUGUAAAAAAUCCAGCUGAUUAUUUAUCUAGUGUACCUCUUAGAAAUGCUGUACGUCAAGUCUUUAAAAAAUCUCCCUUCCUUUGCAAUAAUGAUAGCGCAACAAUACUCGAAGGAGAGGAAGAAGGUAUCUAUGCAUGGUACUCUUUGAAUUUCUUAUUAGGUCGUUUGAACGAUGUCAGCCAUUCUGCCAUUUCUACCGAUUUAGGAGGACAAUCAUUUGAAAUUACUUUAUCAUCAGAUGGUGCAAAAACUCCCUCGGCUGAUACGAGAAACUACUACCUUUUACCUAAACUACAACAAAAACCAAUAUCGUUAUAUACCAGAAGUUAUGCAGGUUUCGGAGGAGUCAGUGCAAGACUUUCCCUAAUGCCUCCCUCAUCUGGUUACUUGGCUAUUGCAGAAAAUAAUGGCACAUAUGAAGUUCUACAUCCAUGUUUUCAUCCACUUGACAAAUUUUUUUGGGAAGGAAAUCUCAAGAAACGGAUGAUUGAGGUCAACAGCAGCGAACUGUACAGUUUUGAAAAUUGUUACCGCAAAGCCACCGAGUAUUUGAGAAGUUCUAUUGAUUUAAAAUCAAUUGAUUUCGGAGGAAGAGAUUUCUAUGGCCUCAAAGGUCAAUUUGAUCAUGCCUACGAAAUAGGUGCCAUAGAUAACAAAAAUGAUGUUUGUACGGUUGGUGAAUUUGUCAAUGCCUGCAGAUCUUUCUGCAACUCAUAUGAAAUCCUCUCAACAUUCACAUGCCUUGAUUGCAGUUAUAUUUCAGCAUUAUGGAUACACGGAUUAGGACUUGAUAGCAAGAUGGUAAUAAAGUUUGCAGAAGAGAUAAGAGGAAUUGGUACUGGCUGGGCAUUGGGUGUGGCUCUUAGCUUACUACAGUAAGAAUGCUUUACAACAGCCCAAUAAAACAUAAUUCCACAGAAGUACAGAAUAUGACUGAAGAUUUUCUACUACCAUUCAAAACUGAAAAUCAGAUAUUUUUAUUUAGUUUAUAUAUGCUUGAAAUUAAGAUGUUGUAAUAAUAUUAUAUAUUUACAAUGAUAAAGCAAU
This is a messenger RNA of Parasteatoda tepidariorum (common house spider), 2438 nucleotides long. The record is from RefSeq and is a predicted model, not a curated record. NCBI's taxonomy places the organism in Eukaryota, Metazoa, Arthropoda, Arachnida, Araneae, Theridiidae.